Molecule: messenger RNA, 1155 nt
Organism: Seminavis robusta
Lineage: Eukaryota; Bacillariophyta; Bacillariophyceae; Naviculales; Naviculaceae
Source: the annotation of a GenBank genome assembly
ACACAGAGACUGCAAAUCAAAUCGCACAGCUCUCGACCUCACAGAGCUCACAAAUCAACGACAACAAAAACCAACACAGAACAACACAGAACAGAAAAAACCAAUCUACAACAACAUGAUGACACAGAUUGAAAACUACAGCAUAUAUGAAGUCUCUAGUUGGCUCAUCCAACAUGGGUUUGGUAGCCAUGUGGAUGUGUUCAGAAGCUGUGAAGUGAAUGGGGCUUUCUUGGUGGAAAUGACCCCAACUGAGCUAAUAGAUGAUCUUGGCUUCACUCCACUGGAAGCCACCAAUCUCUUGGAUGCCAUUCAGAGAGAAAAGUCAGGGUGUGUGCCUACUGCAACUGCUUAUGCUGUAAACACGUAUGUUCCUUCUGCGGCUGCCAUGGGGUCCUUCAAUCCUUCGCCCAACAACAGAUCCUACAUGCCAGCUCCAGCCACCAACACUCCUUCCAGUUUUACACCUCCAGAUCCUCGUAUCCAGCUUCUUGAAACAGAAAACAAUGCUCUAAAGCAACAAAAUGCUGCCUUAGAGGCAGACACCAUGCAUCUUCAGGGAGAGCUUCAGAAUUUGAAAGCCAUGUAUGAUCAACUAGUGCAACAACAACAGCAAGCCAUUGUGCCUGCUCAACCACAACCAGCUUACACACCCCCUCCACCCCCUCAACAAACUUACACACCCACUCCACCCCCUCAACCAACUUAUACACCCACUCCACCACCCCAACCAACUUAUACACCUGCCCCAUCUCCCCAACCAACAUAUCCAACUCAGACAUACUACCAACAGGCACCACAGCAACAGCAAGUCGAUUACAGUCAACAGCAGGCACCACCACAACCACAACAAACAUAUGCUACACAGCCCAACACAAUGGGUGCAACCACUGCCACAACUACCGAUCCCAACAAGAACAAUGGCAUGAAAAAGACUGGAUUCAAUGUGAUCAAGGGUGCAGGUGUUGGAGCUCUAGGAGGAGCCACCAUGGGAGCUGUUGCAGGAGCCAUACUCCCUGGCAUGGAUGCUGGUGACGGUGCCAAAGCAGGUGCUGCCAUGGGUGCUUUGGGAGGAGGUGUUAGUGGAUUUAUGAAAAAAUAAACGCACAUAACUCAGCCAAGAACUAAUAAGGACUAAAUCCGAAAUACAUUUGCUUC